AUGAGGUUGCGGAGCCUGCAUUCCACCCUGCUGCUUCUCGUCGCCUGCGCGCUAGCAGCGAAUUAUCCGCUACUCGCGGAUUCGCGAGUGCUGUCAAGAGCCGAGAUAGACAGAAUCCAAGCGGUGAAGGCGGCCGUUGACAGCCAUGCGCGCGUGCUCGCGGGGGAGCGUUGGGUGCGCACCUAUGGCAACUUCCGCGUGGCGCGGGAAUUGAAUAUCGGCCAGACGCCUUCCGCCGCGCCUGAGGGUCCGGUGGUGGCGGCGGCGGCAUCGGCGGCGCGCGAAUCCAUUGGGCUGCUGGGAAUCAAAUCUUUCUCCACCCCUCAUCCUCCCCCCGCUCUUCUCUUCCCCCCACCCUCCCCCCCACUUCCGUUUUUCGUAGAGGGCCCCGUGGUAGCGGCGGCAUCUGCGGCGCGCGAAUCCAUCGGGCUGCUGGGAAUCAAAUCUUUCUUCGAAGACGCCGCUGAUGCCGCCAGCGGCAAUGGCGCCUCUGAUCCCGCCAGCGCCGAUAACGGCGCCGCAGCUACAGCCGGGCCGUUUGUUGCGGCGGGGAACGACGCGAGCGUCGCGAAUGCGCUUGCGAACGGCGCGACGGACAGCAGCAGCGGAGCGUCGACCUCGUCGUUGCCCUCCUCCUCCUCCGCAGCUACCACCGGGCCGUUUGUGGCGGUGGGGAACGAUGCGAGCGUCGCGAAUGCUCUGGAGAACGGCGGAACUGACAGCAGCAGCGGAGCCUCUGUACCCCGUCUGACACGGACCCACUACCGCAAGGCGGGCCCCCUGUGCCAAGACGUCCGUCCCUUCUUUCCCUCCCCUCUUCCUGUCUUCCUCCUCUCCUCCCCUCCUCGUUUCCUCCCUUGCUCCUCUCCUCCCUCGAUCCUCUCCUCCCUCGACCCCUCCUCCCACCAGCGUCACAUAUUUCCCCCAAGUCCAUCGCGUUCCACGGGGGGGCAGUCCUGUCAGACCCAAUCACCGUCUACCUCAUCUGGCACGGCACCUGGACGGACGAGCGCAAAGCUCCCCUCGUGUGCCGGUGAACGCGCGCUAAUACAUGUGUACCGUCUUCCCCUCUUCAUGCCCUUCCUUCCCCAUCACCAGCUUCGGAUGCUUCCUCCAACCCCAUCGCCUUCCACGGCGGCGCGGUCCUAUCCGACCCAAUCACCGUCUACCUCAUCUGGCACGGCACCUGGACUUAUGAGCGUCUUGCUUCCUUUCGUUCCCAUCUUCCCCACACGGUCCCCAUCUCUCCCCGUCCACUCGGCAGCUUCAGGUGUUGCCCAAAACCCCAUCGCGUUCCACGGGGGGGCAGUCCUAUCGGACCCAAUCACCGUCUACCUCAUCUGGCACGGCACCUGGACGGACGAGCGCAAGGCGCCCGUGCGCGCGUUCAUUCGGUCGCUGGCGGACGCGGGCGCGGGCGGGGCGGGGGAUGGCGCGGGGGGGAGCAGCGUGGCGGGGAGUGUGCGCGAGUGGUGGAACGUCAACCGGCUGUACCAUUCGGGGCGCGAGCACGUCGCUGGGAGCAUCGUUCUCGGGACCCCCGAGGUGGAGAUAGAGGCGGCGAGCAGUGGCGAGGGGCAGCCGCCCGCAUCCAAGAACGAGAUCAACGCCAUCAUCAACUACCAGCUCCGUUCGCGCACGCUCCCCCGCCACGAUUCAGCCAUCUACGCAGUCUUCACCUCUGAUGACGUCGACAUGGCCGGCUUCGGCUCGUCCUUUUGCGCCUUCCAUGACGUCAGCACGGUGCACUUCACCUGGACGGGCAUGCCGUCCAGGUUCAUCCCCCAGUGCACGCAUGCAGCCGCCCCAGGUAACACCUACCCCCACGGGGACAGGGCACUGGCUGGGCUGAUCUCCAACUUCGCCCAUGUGCUCGCCGCAGCUGCGGCGAAUCCGAACCUGUUGUCUUGGUUCGACAAGGAGGGUCGGGAGGCCAUGGGUCUGUGCGGUAACAACUUUGGCACGGUGUAUACCAGUAGAGAUCCGCUGCCGGUGGAGUACAAUGCGGUGGGGAGGGGUGGAGAGCGGUUCCUGCUGCCCACGAACCUCAACCCUGUGACUGGUAGCUGCAUUAACGGCCUGUCAGUCGCGCCGGGUCAAUGCGGGCCCAAGUUUUUCGGAUUCCCUUGUGACACAGUCACCGCGACCGAGGCUGACACCGAACCUGCUGCCGAAGCUGCCGCCGCAGGCUCGGACAGUCUGGGGAGUGGGGCAGGGUCGGGGUUGGGAGUGGUGGCAGCGAGUGUGUUUGGGGGAGAGGCGGAAAAAGCAGUGGUUGGUGGGGAGGGGGAUGCAAGGAAAGUCAAGGACCCUCGAGUGGCUGAAGCAGAGGCAGCAGGGCUCGAUCUAUCAGUUGGGGGGAAGAACGUGGGGAGAUUCUUAGAACCUGGACAGUUUGACCCGGCUAAGGGGGACAGAGACGAGGACGAUGGGAUCAAGGGGCAGGGUGCGGGAAGCACGGACGAUUCAGGUGCGGGUGCGGGUUCGAACGUGUUUGAGAGCACGGGGUAUGCGGAUGGGGGUGAGAAGGAGGAGGAGGAGAGGCAUGAGGGAGGUGAUGCGUAUGGUGGUACGAAGGGUGGUGAUCCGUUUGCUGUGGAAAGGGUAGGGGAAGAGGGGGUGGGGGCGGAUGAGGAGGUGGGGACAGGCGAGAAGGUGGGAGCAGGUGCUGGCUCAGGGUCGGAGGAGAAUAGUGAGGGCAAGGGCCAUGGUGAUGGUGAUGGUGAUGGUGAUGGUGAUGGUGAUGGUGAUGAUGUGUUUCAGAGCACAGGGUACCCGGAUGGCUCAGUGGACGAGGAGGAGAGCAGGCAUAAGACAGGUGCUGGUGCAGGAGUUGAAGAGAAGAGUGAGGGCAGGGGAGACGGCGACAGUGAUGGUGAUGAUGUGUUUCAGAGCACCUGGUACCCGGAUGGCUCAGCGGACGAGGAGGUGGGGGCAGGGGAGGAAGUGGGGGCAGGCGCUGGUGCAGGAGCAGAGGAGAAGGGUGAGGGUAAGGGAGAUGGUGACAAUGAUGAAGACGAUGUGUUUCAGAGCACAGGGUACCCGGAUGGCCCAGGGGACGAGGACGAGAGCAAGCAUAAGGCAGGUGGUGGGGGAGGCGGGAGUGUGGGGGCGGAGGGGAAGGCUCAACCGGGGGAGGUGAACCCGUUUGUGCACCACUCCAACCCGGAUGAUGCUAAUUCUGCUGCUGCUGCUGCUGCUUUGGCUGGGGGAGGUACUGCUGGUGGUGAUGAUGGUGGCAACGGGGAGGGUAGUACUAGUGAGGGUAGCACGGGGGAUGAUAGUGGCAGUGGCGUGGGUGCUGAUGAUGAGGAAACCAGUGAGAGUGGUGAUGGGGACGUAUUUGAGAGGCUUGCGUAUUCUGAAGCGGGUGGGGACGUGGAGGGUGGGGAGGGAGGGGAGCAGGGUGAGGGGAGUGAGAAGGAGGAUGGCAGUGGAGACGCCUCUAAUGUGUUUGAAAACACAGGGUACCCCGAUAGCGACCAUGCCAGUGCUGCCAGUGCUGCUAGCAACGAUGCACACCCAUCAGCCCUGUUCCCAGGCGGCGACAGUGCACCGACUAAUGUGUUCGAUGACUUGGGGGACGGGGGCAGUGAGGAGGUGGGAGCGGACGGAGCGGGGGAGGGUAGCAGCAGCAAGGCGUCAGGGGGGUUGGUGUCGGGUGGGUUCCAGGCAGGGUUAUCAGCGGGGUUUGAGUUUGAUCUGUCGCAGUUCAAGCUGGGCGAGAGGGAAAGCCCUUCUGCUCCCCACUUGUUCCCCGACGCCGCCACUGCUGCGGCAGGGGGGGCGCAGGGGGAGGUGCAGCAGCCGCAGCAGCCGCCGCAGCAGCCGCAACAGCAGCAGGAGGGGGAGAAAAUUUCUCAAAAACUGCUCAUAGGCGCUCUCUCUGUUGGGCGCCUCUCUGUUGGGCGCCUCUCUGUUGGGCGCCUCUCUGUUGGGCGCCUCUCUGUUGGGCGCCUCUCUGCUGGGCGCCUCUCUGCUGGGCGCCUCUCUGCUGGGCGCCUCUCUGUUGGGCGCCUCUCUGUUGGGCGCCUCUCUGCUGGGCGCCUCUCUGCUGGGCGCCUCUCUGCUGGGCGCCUCUCUGCUGGGCGCCUCUCUGUUGGGCGCCUCUCUGUUGGGCGCCUCUCUGCUGGGCGCCUCGCCUCUAAAAGGCGCCUCUCCUCUAAGAGGCGUCCCUCCUCUAAGAGGCGUCCCUCCUCUAAGAGGCGUCCCUCCUCUAAGAGGCGUCCCUCCUCUACGAGGCGCCUCUCCUCUAAGUGGUGCCCCUCCUCUAAGAGGCGUCCCUCCUCUAAGAGGCGUCCCUCCUCUAAGAGGCGUCCCUCCUCUAAGAGGCGUCCCUCCUCCAAGAGGCGUCCCUCCUCUAAGAGGCGCCUCUCCUCAAAGUGGUGCCCCUCCUCUAAGAGGCGCCCCUCCUCUUUGAGUGGGUAA
Molecule: messenger RNA, 4428 nt
Organism: Closterium sp. Naga37s-1
Lineage: Eukaryota; Viridiplantae; Streptophyta; Zygnematophyceae; Desmidiales; Closteriaceae
Source: the annotation of a GenBank genome assembly